Molecule: messenger RNA, 2073 nt
Organism: Vanessa tameamea
Lineage: Eukaryota; Metazoa; Arthropoda; Insecta; Lepidoptera; Nymphalidae
Product: probable serine/threonine-protein kinase clkA
Exons: 1
Coding region: 104-1099 (331 amino acids)
Source: RefSeq, a predicted model, not a curated record
GUUGAAGAUGAGUUGUGUCAGUUGACGGUGCGGUCAGUCGCUUCUCGUAGCACACGGAAUAGCUGCGUGUUUGCAUUUGUGUAUUGUUAAAAUUUUGUGUAUUAUGGAAACAAAACUGUUUAUUUUUUUGGUUGCUAUCUCUGCGUGCAACGGAAACAUUGAUUUGGGUACUAUAAUAUCGUCAGCACAUUCAAAAUUACAUGAUGUUGCUGGUGGUAUCAUUGGUGGUAUUGCUCAAGGACUUCAUUUAAAUCGCGAAGAAAACCAACCUAAAACGACACAACAAGAGACCAUUAUAGUGGUCGUUGAAAGUGAAACUAAUCCGAACGAACAACAUCGACCUCCUGGCAAUCAUAGGCCACUUCCAAAUCAACAAAGACCUCCCUUCAAUAACAACGGAGCUUACGGCCAAGGAUACAAUGAUUAUAGGCCCCAUCAACAAGGAAGACCACAUCAGGGAAAUGAAAACUUUAACUACAACGGUAAUUACAAUAAUUAUAAUCAAGGCUACCCCAAUAAUUAUGGAUAUAAUGGAAACAAACCAAAUAGGUACCCACAUCGUCCGAACGAAGGAUAUAUGAAUUAUGGAAGACCUCAAUAUCCUCCACAACAUAAUGGCAAUAAUAAGUUCGAUUACCAUAACAAUGGUAAUAACAAUUACGGAUAUAAUCCCAAUCUAAAUCCAGGGAAUAAUAACAACGGUAGACCUAAUCGACCAAACCUUUAUGACAAAGAACAACAAAAUAAUAACAAUAAUAAUUACGGAAAUGGAAAUAAUAACAACGGUACACCUAAUCGGCCAAUCAUGUAUGACAAAGAACAGCAAAACAAUAACAAUGAUAACGAUAAUAAUAAUGGAAAUUCAGAUGGCAGCUAUUUAAAUAAUCGGCCAACCACAGAAUUUUCAACCAAAAAACCAAGCUUUACCGUCGCACCAACCGCGACAACGGAGACACCGGACAAUGAUGUUCCAUUGUUUAUACCUCUUUUACCAGAUGAAAAUAUUAAAGAUAAAAAUGUUAAAGAUCCCAAGAGGGAAACUGAUAAGGAUAAAGAAGAAGAAGAAGAUUUUGAAUUAGACAUAAGGAUUAAAGACUAAGGCAGAACAAAUAUUAUGUUCAUAUACUUUGAUUAAAACUAGAAAUUUAAAUAUAUUGCUUAGAAUAUUAUUUUACUUUUUAAUAGUAACAUGAUAAACCGCAAAAUGAGUUUUUUUUUUUUGGCAUUGGUUGUCGGACGAGCGUUAUUAUUAUUAUGUUAUUUACCUAUAAACUAGUUUGUAAUUAAUAUUCUACUCCGCCUUUACUAUACAGAUUUGUAUAUAUAUUGAAUAAAUAUUAAUCACUUUUAUUAUAUUUGCGAAUAUAUUAUUUAUUUUCUAAUAAAAACUAUUUUAGUAAAUAAAUAAAUAUUUAGUAUAGUUUUACGCAAUAAUGUAUAUUGCACUAUAAUAUAUAAUAUACAGGCAGAUAGGAACUACUAUAUACAUUACAUUUAUUCGCAGUGUUAGGUUUUGCAUUUAAAUUUCAAACUACUAAGAAGCAAGGCCGAAUAAAUAAUUUAAACCUCGUCACAAUAGGAUUUCCCCCCUAUGUUUAUCACGACAUCAUUAUAAAUAUUAUUUCUUCAUGUAUACAAAAAGCGUAGCAUUACCUGCAUAAGACGUCGCUUACUUGGUUAUUACACAUCCAACAGUUUUCUAACAAAGACAUUUUAUCUAAAAAAUCUUUAUUCAAAACAAUACAAAAUAUACAUAUAAUUCUUUUAAUUAAUCUAGUGAUUCAAGGAAACCAUUACAUCAUGUUGGGUUUGCAUAUUUUCCUGGUUUUGUCGACAGUAAAUAAUAUUGUCAGUCAAGAAGUAGUUGUGUCGCAAGUAACUCGAACUGAGACAGUUAUUGUGAAAUCAAGAAGUUCAAGUCCUAACCAGGAAAAGAGAUUAAUAAACAUUGAGAAUACAGGAUUGUCUCCGACGAUUUCAUCAUCUAAUAAAAAGUUAAUAAAUUUGCAUAAAUCAUCUAAAGAAAACGACAACAAUUUAACUUUAUUGUCACCUAGUAUUAAUUUGGAAAAU